GUUGUUGUCGUUGCCGUAGCUCAGCUUUCCUCUCCAAUUCUCCAUAUGGAUGGAUUAGAGACGCCGCCGGAGAAUACAAUCGCCGGGGCAGAUCAAUUGAAGUUACCGGGGUCGGCGAUCGACGACAGGCUGAGCUCCCUACCAGACGAAAUCCUUUCCCACAUCCUCUCUUUCCUGCCAACCGGGAACCGCCGUUCUGAGCCGGCGGUGGACUGAUCUCUGGACUAGGGUUUCCAAUCUCGAUUUCGACAACAAGCUGGCUUACAAGCAGCUCGACAUCUGCUGGAUAAGAGAUUCACCAACGCAGCUAGCGAAUCGAGUGAGUAGAGAUUUUGAAUUCUCUCGCUUCGUAGAUAGGGUUCUUAGCCAGCACAGGAAUCUCAAUGCUGUGAGGCGUUUUCGCUUACAUUUCGAAGUAUUCAGGCGUAAUUGGAGGCUGAGGCCAAAUUUUGUGCGGACGAGGGAAUCUGUGUUUGGGUCUCUGGUUGAGGAAAUCGAUGUCAGCCUUGUGGGGGCAAUGGAAUUCGGAAGUCCCGCGCGUAUUUGGUGGCUUCCAGAGAGCUUCUACACUUUGAAGAAUCUUAAAGCUGUGAAGCUCGACCAUGUUAUGAUGGGUGCGGACGGGCCAGUUUCACUUCCUAGUCUGAAGAUCUUACAGCUUCGACAAGUAGUGAUCGAGGACUUCGAGAUGUUGAGCAAGCUCAUUUCUGGCUGCCCUGCUCUAGAGUCUCUUGAUCUGCAUGAUUGCUUGAUAGAAUACGGCAACGAGAAUGACAUACUCGCUGCUUCCUUGCCAUCCUUGAGAAACUUCAAGAUUUACGUUGAUAUCGGUGGUGAAUUGUGUGAUAUUGAAAUCGAGGCGCCAAAUCUUGAGCACGUUGUUCUGCUAUGCUUUGCGGACGUAAAGUUUCUAGGCAGUAGUCCAUUGUCAUGCCUUCAUUCAGCUCGGGUUGAUACUGGUGAGAGCAGAACCAUCUCAACCCAUUGCCUGAUGGGGUUACUCACCCAAAUUUCCAAUGCAAAGGAAAUGUCAUUAGAUUGGCCGACUCUUGAAUCUCUGUUGGGUUUGGAUGAUGUUCAGUUGCCUGUUUUCCCCCAUUUAACACAUUUGACCAUCCAACCUGUUGGAACCAGCUGCAUUCUGCAUUCCUUACUUCACUCAGCCUCCAAAUUACAAGCUCUCGUCAUCGACUUGGAGAUGGCUGAUUACCCAAUGGUGUGGGAGCAGUUAGAACCCCCUUCCGCCCCUAAGUGUUUGCUGUCCAGCCUAGAGGAAAUUGAGAUAAAAGGUCUUUCAGCAGAUAAAUAUGGUAUAAAAAUGGUAGCAUAUUUGCUCAAGGCUGGAGCUGUCCUCAAGAAGGUGAAUAUACGUGCUCACGCUCGUAUUGACAGAGAAAAAAACAGAGAGCUUGCUUCACUGCUAAGAAGACUGCCAAAAGGCUCGAGUGCUUGUGAUGUUCGCCUUUUGCAUUGUAGCAAAGAUAUGAGCAUUAGUGUCGAUGAUGACGACCACGAGGAAUUUGAGAAUGAGUUCGACAGAGAUAGCUAAGUGGAAAUCGAUGACAAAGACGGUUCUUACUGUGAAUCCAAGGCCAAUGAUGUUUCGGCUUAAGAAUAUAGGAUGUCUUGUGUAGUUAUGUGGUCUCGCCUUCAAAAUCCCAAUUACCGCUUCUUUGUUCUGUAUCUGCA
This is a messenger RNA of Linum tenue, 1689 nucleotides long. The record is from the annotation of a GenBank genome assembly. Lineage: Eukaryota; Viridiplantae; Streptophyta; Magnoliopsida; Malpighiales; Linaceae.